UGACGCGGUGGCAGGAGCUGGGGCUGCGCGCUGUCCGCGGAGUGAGGGGACCCGGCGGGCGCGCGGGCCUGGCCCACGCUCCGUCGUCGGCGGUGCCUCUGCCGGCCGUCCCCUCUCCGGGGCCCCGAGAAGGCGAGCCAGGCCGCGCUCGAGGGCCCGGCGUGAGGAGGGGGCAUGGCCAGCGUCCCCCAGCUGGUGGACGACCUGUGCGAGGCCCUCCUGCCGGCCGCGAAGGCUCACUAUGGCCAGCGCCGCGGGAGCCGCAAGAAGGCCAAGCAGAGCCUCAAGAGGGUGGCCUACAACGUUCUGUUCACGAGCCUCUUUCAAGAUGAGACCCGCAAGCUGCAGCCCGGCUUCCCGAGACUCCCGGUGAAAAACAGGAUCCUCAUGCUGUCCUUCGACUUGCGAGUGAGCGGCCUGGGCGCUGAGGCCGACCGCCUGGAGGAGUUGGUGGAGGAGCUGGAGGCCGCGCAUCGCCGGCCGCUGGCGGAGCUGGGAUCCGUGCUGGACCUGCUGGUGCGGCUGGCGGGCAGCGGGCCCCCGCGCAUGCUGCGGCGCCGGCGGGACUUCUUCCUGCACAGCCGGCCCGUCGGGAGAGACGUUCCCUACGGCGGCUACGACUGCGGCGACCUGAGCGGGUUGGAGGCGGACGUGCGGUCGCUCAUCUCCGGAGAGGAGUAUCUCUGUCGGAACCUGGUCCGGAAGACGCUGCAGGUGAUGGAGGCGGCGCCGGGCACCGGCCUGCCCGCUGUCGGGCUUUUCUCGUAUGGCGACCCCUGCGGGGACAGGUUUGAGAGGGACACCCGUGUCUCGCUCUUCGGAGCCCUGGUGCACAGCCGCACGGCCGACCUGGACGUCCGCCUGGACCUGCCCCCGGUGCCGGACAGCGCAGACCUCUCCGGACUGGCCAUCAAGGUCCCUUCGAGCGUGGAUCAGUCGGAAGAUGAAGGGUUCCAGUCAGCAUCCAAUCUGACUCCUGAUUCCCAGUCUGAGCCGGGCGUGACUCCAGACAUUGACCUGUGGGACGCUGUACUCACCUACGAGGCCAGCAAGCGGAGGUGCUGGGAGCAAGUUGGAUGCCCGCCUGGCCACCGAGAGGAGCCCUACCUCACCGAGGCCGGAAGGGCCGCCUUCGACAGGUCCUGCCGGCUCUGCCAAGCGGGGCUGCAGGUGCUGGGCGGCGGCCUCCUGCAGGCCCCGCAGCCCGUCCUGGUGAAGGAGUGCGAGCUGGUGAAGGACGCGCUCAACAUCCUGAUUGGGGUCGUGUCCGCCACGUUUUCCCUCUGCCAGCCAGCUCCAGCCUUCACGGUGAAGCAGGGCGUCCACGUCUCGGGAGCGUCCCCCGAGAGCGUCAGCGGCCUCCUCUCGGAGGUGGCCGAGUGCGGGACCCACUACGCGCGCCUGAGCCACUUCUCUCUGCAGCCUGUGCUGGACACCUCGUGCAGCGAGGGCCUCGUGUUCCAGGCCUUCACCAGCGGCCUGAGGAGGUACCUGCAGUACUACCGGGCUUGUGUGCUCUCCACUCCGCCCACCCUGAGCCUCCUCACCAUUGGCUUUCUCUUCAAGAAACUGGGCCGGCAGCUCAGGUACCUGGCUGAGCUCUGUGGCGUCGGCACUGGACUCCUGGGCGCUGGGCGCGAAGCGCCCGGGGCUGCGUUCCCCACUGGGGUGAAGCUGCUCUCCUACCUCUACCAGGAGGCCCUGGACAACUGCAGCAACGAGCACUACCCAGUCCUGCUGUCUCUGCUGAAGACCAGCUGCGAGCCCUACACGCGGUUCAUCCACGACUGGGUGUACAGUGGGGUCUUCAGAGACGUUUACGGCGAGUUCAUGAUCCAGGUGAACCAUGAGUACUUGGGCUUCAGAGAUAAGUUUUACUGGACCCACGGCUACGUGCUCAUCUCCAAAGAGGUGGAGGACUGCGUCCCCGUGUUCCUGAGGCACGUUGCCCACGACGUGUACGUCUGCGGGAAGACCAUCAACCUGCUGAAGCUCUGCUGCCCCCGGCAUUACCUCUGCUGCUCCGAUGUCCCGGUUCCUCGCAUCUCGGUGAUAUUCUCCCUCGAGGAGCUGAAGGACAUCGAGAAGGACUGUGCCAUCUACGUGGGCCGGAUGGAGAGGGUGGCGCGCCACAGCUCCAUCAGCAAGGAGGAGAAGGAAUUACGAAUGGAAAUUGCAAAACAAGAAUUAAUUGUCCAGGCCCGGGAAGCUGCGUCCAGGGUCCUGAGCGCGCUCAGCGAUCGGCAGCUGUCUGAGCGGAUGGCCUUGGAUGCCCAGAAGCGAGAGCAGUUUCAGAGGCUGAAGGAGCAGUUUGUGAAGGACCGGGAGCGCCGCCGGGCGGCCAGGCAGGAGGAACUGGAUGAUGACUUCAGCUACGCCCGCGAGCUCCGGGACCGGCAGAGGAGGCUGAAGGCCCUGGAGGAGCAGCUGGAGAGGAAGGCCAGGCAGGCCCUGGUGGAUCGGUACAGCCAGCUGUCCGCAGAGGCAGCUCGUCGGGAGCAGAGGGCGCUGUGGAAGGUCCGGAGGCACAGAUUGGCCGGCGCUCGGCUUCGUUUUCUCUUAGAAGAUCAGACACGCGUUCAGGAGCUGCUGGACGACAUGGCUGAGGGGAAGCCCCUGGAGCCGCUGGCCGUCCUCCCGGGUGCCUGCUCCCAGGCUUCCUUUCUGGGCCCUGAGCGCCCAGACGGAGGCUGCAGCUGCGAUUCUGGGCGUGAGGAGCAACACGAGGCCGCCCGGGACAGCCCUGACAGGCAGAGCGUGCUGACGCCGCAGCCCCUCGAGUCUCCAGCAGCGGGGGCCUGCGGCUCAGGGCCAGGUGCAGGCCCGCCGUCAGAGCAGGCGGAGGAGCCGGGGCCGUUCUCUGUGGGCCUCAGCAUCCAAGACUUCCUGCCCGCGGCCCAGGGGGCUGAGCAGCCUGUGCUCACCAGCGCGGCCCCCGUCCUGGACGAGGCGCUGCAGACCAUCGGCUCGGACCUGCCUCCCCUGGCUCCGUCCGCAGCAGCAGACACGGGGCCCUCCGGGCCACAGGAGUACGAUUUCAGAACCAUCCUGAGGCCGGCUGUGGCCGCCCCAGCUUCCCCAGGGGCCCUCCAGACUGCAGGAGGAAGCUUGGGCAGUGAGGGGCAGCAGCUGCGGGAGGACACUCACGUGCAGCCGGACACGUGUGUCCCAGAUGGGCGGGUGGCUCUGCCUCAGGCGCACCCCCCCCAGCACCCCUCCCGCCAGGAGGAGAGCAGCCAGGCCACGGGGCAGCUCUGUGGGCAAGUGGCAGAGCCUGGUGUUCCCACAGAGGGUUAUGCUUCUGGAAUGGCUCUCUCCCGGCCACGGUGGAACGUCCACGGACACGUGUCUGAUGCCAGCAUCAGGGUGGGGGAGAACGUGUGGGAUGUGGCCCCCUCCCGGCCACGGUGGAACGUCCACGGACACGUGUCUGAUGCCAGCAUCAGGGUGGGGGAGAACGUGUGGGAUGUGGCCCCCUCCCGGCCACGGUGGAAUGUCCACGGACACGUGUCUCAGUCCAGUGUGAUGCUGGGGGUGCUCUCAGGGGAAGCCGAGCCCAACGUGCCUGGGCCCCCCUGGGCGCCCCCUGACCAUGGGUCCCAGUCAGGCCUCAGCUUGGGAGCCCAGAGCCCUGCCCGGGAACAGGAGCCACGGCUGCCUGCAGAGACGGCCUCAGGUGGCUCCGGUGCACAAGUGGCUGGACCUGGCUCUGGCCGUGGGGAGGAGAGCGGCCUGCAGGCCUUGCUGUCUGCGGAGGCUGCACCCACUGCUCUGGAAGACAGUAUCCCUGAGGAGCCAGGCCCGGGGGCGAGUGGGGACUCCCAGGAUCUCUCUCCAAGUGGCCCUCCGAGCUCACAGGUCAGGGCAGACGUGGUCAGGGGUUGGGGAUCGGGAGUCGGGGGAGCGUCUGCUGCUGGUGGGCCCGCUGCCCCCACCUGGCCUGUCGUGGGCAGUGAGGGCUCCGUCCUGGGACUGGGCGGCACGUGGGGGAUUCCCGCCGCCCCGUCCGUCCUCUUCCACACGAGGGGAACAGGCGGGUUCCUUGAGGCUGGGUUGUUUCAGGAGGGCGUGGACACCCGGAGCAGCCCAGGCCCUGGCGAGGAGGCGGCCCAGCGCUGGGACAGGGAGCAGGCGUACUUGGCGGGCCUGGCGGGGCGGUAUUGCCUGGAGCAGUACCCGGACAGCUACGAGGCCAUGUCAGAGCCUCCCGUCGCCCGCCUCCUGCACCACGGGCUUCCCCGAGCUUUCGCCCUCCCCGAGGACCCCGGGGCCCGGUCAGACGCGGACGAGAGCGCGGUGCAGCUGAGCGAGCUGCUGCCACUGCCCGUGCUCAUGAAGCACUCCAUCACGGCCCCGCUGGCUGCCCAUGUCUCCCUGGUGAACAAGGCCGCGGUCGACUACUUCUUCGUGGAGCUGCACCUCGGGGCGCACUUCGAGGCGCUGCGGCACUUCCUGCUGAUGGAGGACGGGGAGUUUGCGCAGUCCCUCAGCGACCUGCUCUUUGAGAAGCUCGGGGCGGGACAGACGCCUGGGGAGCUCCUCAGCCCGCUGGUGCUCAACUCCGUGCUGAGCAAGGCCCUGCAGUACAGCCUGCACGGCGACACCCCGCACGCCGCCAACCUCUCCUUCGCCCUCAAGUUCCUGCCCGAGACGUUUGCCCCCAAUGCCCCGGACGUGCUGAGCUGCCUGGAGCUCAGGUACAAGGUUGACUGGCCCCUCAACAUCGUGGUCACUGAGGGCUGCUUGAGCAGGUACAGCGGCAUUUUCUCCUUCCUGUUGCAGUUGAAGCUCAUGAUGUGGACACUCAAGGAUGUCUGCUUCCACCUCAAGCGCACAGCACGGGUGAGCCACGCGGCCGGCUCGGUGCAGUUCCGCCAGCUGCAGCUGUUCAAGCACGAGAUGCAGCACUUUGUGAAGGUCAUCCAGGGCUACAUCGCCAACCAGAUCCUGCACGUCACCUGGUGUGAGUUCCAGGCCAGGCUGGCCUCGGUGGGCGACCUAGAGGAGAUCCAGCGUGCCCAUGCCGAGUACCUGCACAAGGCUGUCUUCAGGGGCCUGCUGACAGAGAAGGCGGCGCCCGUCAUGAACAUCAUCCACAGCAUCUUCAGCCUGGUCCUCAAGUUCCGCAGCCAGCUCAUCUCCCAGCCCUGGGGCCCGGCCAGCGGCUCCCGCGGCCCCGAGCACCCCAGCUUCGCCCUCAUGCAGCAGUCCUACAGCACCUUCAAGUACUACUCCCACUUCCUCUUCAAAGUGGUGAGCAAGCUGGUGAACCGCGGCUACCAGCCCCACCUGGAGGACUUCCUGCUGCGCAUCAACUUCAACAGCUACUACCAGGACGCCUGAGGCCUGUGUGGCGUGGCGGGUGCCUGGGCUGGAAUAAAGGUGCUGCCCGCCCCA
Messenger RNA from Eubalaena glacialis (North Atlantic right whale), 5397 nucleotides. It is a transcript of the gene TUBGCP6, whose product is annotated as tubulin gamma complex component 6. Gene Ontology annotation, molecular function: microtubule minus-end binding; gamma-tubulin binding. NCBI's taxonomy places the organism in Eukaryota, Metazoa, Chordata, Mammalia, Artiodactyla, Balaenidae. The coding region runs from base 175 to 5343 and encodes 1722 amino acids. The record is from RefSeq and is a predicted model, not a curated record. The transcript is spliced from 24 exons. Gene Ontology annotation, cellular component: spindle pole; equatorial microtubule organizing center; gamma-tubulin complex. Gene Ontology annotation, biological process: cytoplasmic microtubule organization; spindle assembly; microtubule nucleation.